AACAACCUAUUGCAAGGGAAAGAGAGCCAUCAUUCUAAAGAAAAAGAGCAAGGAAAAGAGAGGGGUAAAAGAGAAUUGCAGGAAGAAAAGAAGGGUGGGGGUGUGCAAGGAGUCAUCAAUGGCAACACCAAAGCAGAUAUGGGAGCAACAGCAAUCGCAGAUGCAGCGAGUAAAGAACUCGGGAAUUACCAGUUGCAAUGGGAGUCCGAUAAAAGAUGACAAGGAAGAGGAGAUGGCGAAAUCUGCAUUGGCAUCGUUUCGAGCAAAAGAAGAAGAGAUUGAGAGAAAGAAGAUGGAGGUGAGGGACAAGGUUCAGGCUUACAUGGGACGCGUCGAAGAAGCAACUAGGCGGUUGGCUGACAUUCGAGAAGAGCUUGAUUCACUCAUAGAUCCAAUGAGGAAGGAAGUUGCAAAUGUACGCAAGAAGAUAGACACCGUUAACCGGGAGCUGAAACCAUUGGGACAGAGCUGCCAGAAGAAGGAAAGAGAAUACAAAGAAGCCCUUGAAGCCUUCAAUGACAAGAAUAAGGAGAAAGCUCAACUGGUUAGCAAAUUAAUGGAGCUGGUGAGUGAAAGUGAGAAAUUGAGGAUGAAGAAGCUGGACGAGCUGAGCAAAAAUAUCGAAACCCUUCACUAAAUUGUGCUGACUACAACUACAUGAUCUGCUUUGUGUGCUGUAAUUAGACCCAGGUUUCUGAUGUUUGGUACAUUUAUUGUUUCUGUCCAUGUUUUCACUGGUUCUUCAUGGGAAGUUUUCUGAUCUAGGAAAGUAGUCACUGAGCAGGUUUGUCACUGAACAGGUCAACUUUCUUGUACUGAAUGUAUGGAUAUGCUUGCUCAGCCACCAUUGCAUAGUGAAUUGCUCAUGUGUUUGUCAGCAAGCCACCUAUCUAACUCAAAAAAGAGAUGUGCCACCAUAAAAAUUUGGUCAAUAAUUUCAAGAAUUCGAUUCCAAUUUAUCCCACUCAGAGG
Messenger RNA from Theobroma umbraticum, 972 nucleotides. Its product is annotated as RAB6-interacting golgin (DUF662). The record is from RefSeq and is a predicted model, not a curated record. NCBI's taxonomy places the organism in Eukaryota, Viridiplantae, Streptophyta, Magnoliopsida, Malvales, Malvaceae.